AUGCCCAGUGAGAGCGUCAAGGUAGUCGUUCGAGUGCGUCCGCUCUCUCGAAAGGAGCAGCAAGAUGGGCAUGUCGCGACAACUGUAGCCGAGGAGGCGCGGGGCACCAUUACUUGUACCAACCCGAAGGCCGAUGCGUCCGACCCACCCAAAUCAUUUACUUUUGAUGCGGUUUUUGCAGCAAAUUGUACACAGAAGUCCAUCUACGACAAGUGCGGUGCUACGGUUGUCGAGGCUGUGCUUAAUGGUUACAACGGAACUAUAUUCGCAUACGGUCAGACGGGGGCAGGAAAAACUUUCACCAUGGAAGGCGUCCCCGACCCACCUGAACUCCGUGGUAUUAUUCCCAACGCUUUCCAACAUAUCUUCGAUAAGGUUGCUGUUGCUGAGGAGCAUCAGCACUUCCUUGUGCGUGCAUCCUACCUCGAAAUUUACAAUGAAGAGAUUCGUGAUCUUUUGUCAAAAGAACCGAAGAACCGAUUAGAUUUAAAAGAAAAUGUAGACUCUGGCGUUUAUGUGAAGGAUCUUACCUCGUUUGUGGUGAAAUCAUCGCAUGAAAUUGAUCAAGUAAUGCAGGCAGGCAAGAAGAAUAGAUCAGUGGGCGCGACGCUUAUGAAUGCUGGUUCUUCGAGAUCUCACGCCAUCUUCACCAUCAUCGUGGAGUGCGCAGAGGUGGAUGAAAAACGCGGUGAGCACAUACACGUGGGCAAAUUAAAUCUCGUUGACCUGGCUGGCUCGGAACGUCAAGCGAAAACAGGGGCCACCGGCGAUCGGCUGAAGGAAGCAACAAAGAUAAACCUGUCCCUGUCUGCACUAGGGAACGUCAUUUCGGCUCUAGUAGAUGGUAAGUCGCAGCAUAUUCCAUAUCGUGAUUCGAAGUUGACUCGUCUACUACAAGAUUCAUUGGGCGGAAACACAAAGACUGUGAUGUGUGCCAAUUGCGGUCCGGCGGGCUAUAACUUCGAUGAGACCAUUUCCACACUCCGGUAUGCAAAUCGUGCAAAGAACAUCAAGAACAAGCCAAAAAUCAACGAGGACCCGAAAGAUGCUAUGCUGCGCGAAUUUCAAGAUGAAAUCAAACGGCUCAAGGAGCAACUAGCUAGUCAGGGGGUGGAUAGCUUUGGCUAUGGCACCGGUGAGGGUAAGAUAGUCACUGAGCAACGAGUGGUAGAGAAGGUCAUUGAGGUCGAGAAGAUUGUUGAAGUACAAGGAGCAGCGACAGAAGAGGAACUUGCCGAGCUCAAGGCAGCAGCUAACAAAGAGACCGAACAAAUGCGUCGUCAAGCCGAAGCUGAGAUGAAGGAGGUGUUGGAUUCCCAGACUCGCACCACGAAAGAAAGAGAAAAGUUGAAGCAGAAGCUCGAUGCAGAAGCAGAUCGUGCAGCGCACUCGGAGAAGCAGCGCCUCACUCUUGAAAAGAAGUUGCAGUCAAUGCAGGAAAAGCUCAUGCAGGGUGGUAAGCUCCUAGACAAGGCGGCGAAGCAGGAAGCCAUGUUGCGUCGCGCUCAGCUCGAACUGGAGGAGCGGAAAGAGCAGGAGCAGGCUCUCGCACGUCAGGUUCGAGCCAAGGAGGAAGAUAUUUUUGCGCUCGAGGAGAAAUAUGCUACGAAGCAGGACGAAGCCGAUGACAAAACCCGAAAGCUCAAGAAGCUCUGGCAGCGGCUUCAGACGUGCCAGGGCGAAACGCAUGAUGUGCAGGAGGAGUUUCAGCGCGAACGUGAGGACAUGCUGGACACAAUUCGCCAACUCUCCCGGCAGCUCAAGUUGAAAGAGCUACUGAUGAACAACUUCGUGCCUCCUGAAGAAGAACGAAAGUUUGAGCGCCAUGCAACUUGGAACGAAGAGGAGGAUACUUGGGCAAUCCGAGGGGUCGAAUUUGCCGGCAACAGCCGAAAGCCGAAAGUCAGUGCCUCCUGGCGCCCUGGUUCAGCAAUGGGCCGUGUGCGUGACCGCCCAGAUGCAGAUGAAAGUGCAGCAGGCAAAAUUUCUUUGAAUGGUAUACCGAAUCCAUACCAGCACUAUAAUAACGACGAUAUGGAGAAACAUCCUGCCAACGGGAACGAUGGCGAAGACAGGCCUCGAUCGAAAACAAGACCCAAAUCGGGACGCCCAACCCGGAGGCGCACCGUGGAUGCUUAGGCGAGCGCUAAUGACGCAUUUCCUUCAGUCACAAUGCGACUGCCUAACUCGUAUGCUGGAUGGAAUCAGAAGGUUGACCAGAGGACAACCGCCCGCCCCUCAGGGGGCACAGGACAGCCGCCCGUCCCCCCAGGGGGGAGCGCGAGUCUGCUCUGUGACAUGCCGCGUGCGUCGGAGCUCUUACGUACGCCCUAGGGGCCUUUGAAGGUUUAGCUCGCCGGUGUGUUAAGGCAAUGCCCGG
Molecule: messenger RNA, 2380 nt
Organism: Aureococcus anophagefferens
Lineage: Eukaryota; Pelagophyceae; Pelagomonadales; Pelagomonadaceae
Exons: 2
Coding region: 1-2139 (712 amino acids)
Biological process (GO): microtubule-based movement
Molecular function (GO): microtubule motor activity; ATP binding; microtubule binding
Source: RefSeq, a predicted model, not a curated record